GUCCAAUAGCUGUUGAUGUAUUCUGGCCCCAGUGCCUCGUGCUUCGAUACCCAACAUUAUUCUCUCGCGAUGUGCUCAUUCAGAAUGAUGCAAUGUUUCAAUAUCAGAAUGAGAGAGAGAGAGAGAGAGAGAGAGAGAGAGAGAGAGAGAGAGAGAGAGAGAGAGAGAGAGAGAGAGAGAGUGUAUGAGGAAGUGGCAGUAAAUCAAGUAGGUACAUUCAAAACUUUCAAACACUCACAUUAGCCAAGGUAAUUUCGCUUUCUAGGAUUGGAAAAAUUAGAUAUGCAUCAUCAUCACGACAAUUUACAGGUACGCGCUCUCACAAGGCUCGGAUGUGCCACCGUUUACUGAUCCGUGUAAUUAACUUCAGUGUGUGCGCGCCGGCAGGAACUCCCUUCAUUGUGAGGCCUGCAGGGCGCCGCGCCAGACCUCGGAGCAGUUCAGGUAAACAACUCGGCCACACUUUCACCAGACGAGGAGCGCACAGUUUCACACAUGGGUCACAUUUGAAUGACAUCCUCAAGGGUGAUGUCCAACCCCGCAAGAUUCAACUCUCCAUGCCUCAAAAUGUUUUCGUGUUUAGAAACAAAUUAUGGCCAUAAUACUUAAUUGCUUUCCAAUAUGAUAACAUAAAUCACAUUGUUUAAGUCAUAAUGUCGAUAUUACAGAAUUGUUUCAGAUUAGGAAGGUAAUGCCACUAUGUAAUGUGUGGCGGGUAGCUGAGUCCCGUCCCCGCUUGUGCCUUUUCACCCUCCCUAUGAUACAAGAUCGGCUCUUGCUAAUAAUCCUCCGUCAUGAUGCACGGAGAUAUAUAUGUAUGUAUGUAUGUAUGACGCACUGAGAUAGGAGUGUUCCUUCACGCGUGUCUGGUGUGAAAGCAGCCGAGCUGAUGGUAAAGUAUGGUAUUUGCCACACCAUCCUGUGCACAACCCUAAGAAGUCAGACAAAAUUAGGAUAGUUUUUGACUGUGCUGCAAAGUAUGGGGAGUUAUCUCUAAACGAUCAUGUGUGCCAAGGACCAGAUCUCGCUAACAAGCUGGUGGGUGUUCUGUUAAGGUUCAGGGAAGGACCCAUUGCAUUUAUGGCUGACAUUGAAUCAAUGUUCCACCAAAUUAGAGUUACUCCAGAUGACAGGGAUGUAUUACGCUUCCUGUGGUUUCAAGAUGAUGAUACCAGGAAACAAGCUUUGGUUUAUCACAUGACCUCUCAUCUAUUUGGUGGGGUGUGGAGUCCGAGCUGUGCAACUUAUGCACUCCAGCAAGUGACAAAAGAAUAUGAAGAAUUUCCGGAGAUUGUAUUAAGUACAGUGAUGCAUAACUUCUAUGUGGAUGAUUGCUUAAAAUCUGUGCAUACUCUUGAAGUUGCAGUACCUCUUGUAAAACAGGUGAUACAACUACUGUCAAUGAGAGGUUUUCAUCUCACCAAAUUUGUCUCCAACUCACCAGAGCUGAUGAAUAGUAUACCAGAGAAGGAGUGGGGAAGGUCUUUCACCUCUCUGGAUAUCAACCGGGACGAACUGCCAACAGAACGUGCACUGGGUAUGUUGUGGGAAAUUGAAUCUGAUUGUUUAAAGGUAGAUGUGCAAGUAAAGAACCACCACAAGAGCAGGAGAGGUAUUCUGAGUGCCUUAAGCACAGUGUAUAACCCGUUAGGGCUUGUAAGCCCAUUUGUGUUGUCAGCUAGAAGGCUAUUUCAGCAGCUGUGUAAACAAGAAAAAGAAUGGGAUGAGCCUUUGUCAAGAGACGUGGAAGAACAAUGGGGCCGGUGGCUGAAUGACCUUCAUGUCAUUAAAGAAUUCAGUAUUCCUAGAUGUAUCAUGCCUAAUAAACUUCUUAUGAAGACGGUCCAAUUACACCACUUCUGUGACGCGUCUGAGUACGGAUAUGGUUCCGUGGCUUACUUACGGACUGUCUAUGAAACUCAACAGGUUUCUGUUAAUCUCCUUAUGGCAAAAUCCAGACUUGCACCUUUAAAGGGUUCUACCAUACCUCGCUUAGAACUAGCUGCAGCACUGGAAGAAGUGAGACUUGACACACUUUUGCAAAAGGAGCUACAAAUGCCACUAGAGAAAUCAGUCUAUUGGACAGACAGUACCAUUGUGUUGUGGUAUCUACAAACUCCUGAAAAAAGAUUUCAGACAUACGUAGCUAACAGAGUGGCAAAAAUUUUAGAACACGUCAUACCAGACCAAUGGAGAUAUGUGCCCACCAUGCAGAACACUGGGGAUAUUGCUUCAAGAGGAAUGACAGCACAAGAACUUCUUAAUGAGGAGCGGUGGUGUAAGGGACCUGCUUUUCUGUUCUUGGAUAUAUCUAGUUGGCCAAAGCAACCUGCAUUUGACUGUGCUAAGCUAGAGGAUAUAGCAGAAGUGAAGUGACUUCCAUUAGUGUAUACCAUGAAGACUGAGGAGGAUCACCUGGGAAGUUUGAACGCGGAGACUUAUACCGUCGUCGCUGGAGGCAAGUCCAGUACCUAGCGGACAUCUUUUGGCGUAGGUGGCUACUGGAGUACCUACCUACUUUGCAGGAGCGACAAAAGUGGCUGACACCAAAAAGAAACGUCAUGAAAGGUGAUCUGAUCUUGAUAAAGCAAGACCACUGCACCAGAAAUCAAUGGCCACUUGGAUUAGUAACGGAGACUUAUCCAAGUGCUGAUGGCUUAGUGCGUUCUGUAGCCGUUCGUACAACUAAAGGUACUUACGAGAGGCCUAUUACUAAGGUUGUUUGUUGGAAGGUGCUACUUCAGAACUAGGCGAGACUCCAUGUUCAGGUUCAGUACCGAGUUGAAUGAUGAUGCUCUUUAUGUGACUGAUUAUUGUGAUUUAUUAAUUGGUUUGUACUUUAUUUGAGUUUGUAUAUUACAUGAUGUAUGAGUAUGUAGGUAAGGUAAGCGCCCCCUUUUUUGAAGGUGCACUGGGGCCGGGGUGUAACACAUGGUGUUUGAUGGUGGUCACUAUACAAAUUAUUUCUGUAUAUUGCUCGUUUCAUAUUUGUUUGUUUCAUAGUAUUUGCUCGUUUCAUAUGAUAACUACCUAGGAAUAAUGAGUGUCAAUGAGUGUUUCAUUUGUGUAUGAAUCCCUCGAGCGGUAAACCGAGGGAAGGAGCAGUGUCAAUGAGUGUUUCAUUUGUGUAUGAAUCCCUCGAGCGGUAAACCGAGGGAAGGUAGCUCAGGGAGGGAGGUAGAGCCGGCACUCUAUCUGUGGUAUAGCAGCCGCACACACCUUGUUGGAUUUAAAUCUGUGGAUUUAUUCCCUGUGAGCGCCAGAGAUUGGCAAGCAACAAGUGAGGGAGAGGGUCUCCCAAGCACCACGGGGUACAACACUGCCACACUCCAAUCACAGGCGGGCGCUAGAUGGGGAGGCUGGAAGUAUGACAUCAGGCACCCCGGGGCCGUCAAGGCGAAUGACCCUGUGCUGGGGGAGCGCCCGCUGGAAACACCCCAGUGUGCCUAGAUGGUCUGAACACUGCACUGCUCCCUUAAUGCGGCGCCCUGCUGUUGUGACCCCAGCCUCCCUGCAGCCGCCAUGAUGCUGCUGCUGCUGCUGUUUCUACUCCACCACCACCACCACCACCAUCAUCAUCAAGACGCCACAGAGACGAUCACCUGGAUUCUCAAGAGUAUUUCUCCUGCUAGUAGCAUAGAAACCUUGGUAAUCUGUCUCUUGAACCAUAAAAAACAACCUUUAAAAACCAUGCCACUUCUACUACGAAAAGCCUUUUAAAUAUAGUGGCGCUGCACAGAAGUGUUUCAGAAUAUGGUCCUUACUCGCGACACGACAAGUUUCAUGCAUGCAGGUAUUCCAUGCACACCUCGCCGCCGCAGCCCUGUAUGCACCACGCACACCUCUCCACCAGACCCUGACGCAGACGUGACUGGCGACCUGCAGAGCGGUGGUCGGUGCGCCUUACAAGACCACUAGGGAGCGUUACACUCAGUAUACCAGUAAUGGAGAUCCUGCACGGAGGUUGGGGACUUGGUGACGGUGAGUCUGGAUCAGUGGGGCCGAUGCAGAUCAUACCAAUGCAGUUGAAGUCAGGACACUGGACCAUCGCCGCCUUGUAAUCCAUCUGGUUGUUUGCAAAAUCGUCUAUGUCAUAUCCUCCGAACUCUGUGUUAUAGCGAAGCACCAAGCGGCAGUCUGGCAACGAUAAGGUAGAGCUUGGUGUUAAUACGAGUUAGGACGUGCGAGAGUGGAAGGCAGUGAGUGACGUACAAUGUAAGGGAGGAAUAUGAUGUACAGAAGUGUGGUGAGUAAUGAUGGAGUGAAUAUUGAAUGGUGAAGGAAGGGAAAGGUGAUAUAUAAAGGGAAGGAAGUAUUGAUACUGCUCGUAUAGGUCAGAAUAGAGGUUAUGAAGGGAAGUGAAUGAACAAAUGAAGUGAGUAGAUUGACUGAGGAUUGGAAGGGCUCAUAUUAAUAAUAGUAGGAGGAAUGAAGAUAAAUACACACAAAAAAAAAUUAGAGAUGGAGGGAUAUGAGAGACUGAAGCAUAGUACAGACAGGCAGACAGACAUAUACAAACCUGUCUUUCCCUCAUUAUGCUUCUGUGCUAUCCAGGAGUGGCCGGAACAGGUGUAGCCCUUAACCUCAGGAUCAGGCUUGAGGUACCCCGGCACAUCGUAAGGCAGCAGAAACUUACCGUUGGGGCAGGCUGAGGCACUGCGAGGCUGGAAUGGGGAGGCAGGAAUACAUGGUUAAUGGAACUGGCUAUCGUUAUUAUUUCUCUCUCUCUCUCUCUCUCUCUCUCUCUCUCUCUCUCUCUCUCUCUCUCUCUCUCUCUCUCUCUCUCUCUCUCUCUCUCUCUCUCUCUCUCUCUCUCUCUCUCUCUCUCUCCACUUUAUGCUUUGUGAGUGUUUUCUCUCUUUGUAUUAUAUUUUCUUUGUUCAGCCUUGUAUUAUACAGACCAAUAAAUAGACAUAGUGACAAGGGAUGUCACUGGGAGAUUAAUAUUCUAUACUAACACACACACACUCACACACGCACCAUUAAAACACUCACAUAAACCUAAUGGCUCCCACACAUUCAUCACCUCUGUUCUUUCUUCAUGCUUAUGGUGUUGAUUCACCUCUAUCUCUGAAUACCUUGCCCGUCCACCUGUCCUCUGAAUAAGAAAUGGUGUGUGCUUGGAAGGGCAGUUGGGGUUGGGUGGAAUUGUGAUGGAGUAGGAUGGAGAGGCGUGAGUGGAGGACCUUACCAAGAAUGGAGGAUGGACCCUGUAGUAAGCCCAGCCUUGGCCAUCGAUCAAACUGACGUCAUUGUCCAGAAAGGAGACAGUUGUAAGCAACUGACACUCCCUCUGCUGACCUGUGGCGGUGGAGGAGAGGCGCAGGUUGUAUAAUGUAAUAUGGGACGGGAAGGAAGGUAGGGCCUCCUAAUGACAUGACACAUGGAGCUAAGGUAAAUAUAGCAGGUCAUGAGAAAUAUUGUGUUGGUGCCUCGUGAAUUGUCAUUAAGGAGGAAAGGAUAGGUGUCUGGUAGUGUGUAUUGGAGGCAGGGAAGCGUGAAAGUGCUGGUGUUAGAGGCAAUUUCUAAACACAGUGCUGAGCAAAGAGUUUUAGCCUGAACAGAAGAAACGAGAGACGUCAUCUGGACCGGUAGGGAAGAAAUAAGGAAAGAAUGCUGGAGAUAUUCUCAAAUAACAGAAAUCAUAAGGGAAGAUGGAAGUGGAAGAAUUUGAUUUUUUUUUUUUUAGAAUACAUUUUUUUUUCAAGUGGCAGGAAGAUUUUUACGUAAUAGAGAUUAGUUGCAGUUUUUGCUGAGCCGCAUCUAGAGGGAGCAAGAUGUGUUGAAGCAGACAUUACAUAGAAGCCUCUUGAUUAAUUAAUGUGUGUGGAGUGUAAAUUGCUCCUCUUUGUAGUAGACACCAGUUUCUAUAAUGCCUUCAACAUUGUAAGAUAAGUCACUGACAUGGAAGUCACAUUUCUUUCAUAAAAAAAGGAAAAAAGUAAUAUUCUAGACUUCUCCCAGACGUGACAGUAAUAUCAACCUGUGCUGAGUGAUGCAAUCCCUUUUGAUACUCCCGCAAAAUUAAAUCUGUAAGUAAGCUGUGUUACCCUUGAUCAGUUAAAUAAACAGGGAACUCUUUAGUCUGUACGUAAAUGAAACGAAGUAACACUUAAGCUUUAAUUAGGAUAUGUAACAUUUUUGAGACCCAGAAUUAAGACCGCAUCAGAAAGAGAUAUCAUUGUAUAAUUCAGAGAAACAGCCAGAUUGGGGAUAUAAACUGAAACACUGAAGAGGUGAGACAUAUUGGAGAGAAGAAGAAUUCGAUAGAGGAGGAAAUGAUAACAAUAGGAUGUCUAGUAGGUUAAUAGGUGUGUCUGGAGGCUAGUGUUUGUCAGCGAUUAAAUAUACGUUUAUUGCCGCCUGGACUUCAAUCUCAUUAAUAUCAGCACUAUUUUUUCAUGCAAAUUUGCCAUUAGUGUGUGUGUGUGUGUGUGUGUGUGUGUGUAUUGCUACGUGUUCACACUGGGAGUAACGACAUAAUUGUGUGGAGCAUGAAGAGAGGGAUACGAAGAAAAAGGGAGGAAUAUAAGGCCAGGAAUCGGAUACGUGCUAACUUUCAGGCUGAGUAGUAGUAGUAGUAGUAGUAGUAGUAAUAGUAGUAGUAGUAGGAGUAGCAACUGUAAAAGGAUGCUUUGUUAAUUCCCGAUCAUUUCCCUAUUUAGUUUUAUUACGCUUCUCCUUCUUCCUAUCCCGUCUUCCUUUUCUCCCCUUCCUUCUGCUGACCGUAGUAAUUGAAGGAGGCGCAGGAGGAGGCGCUGAGGCAGGACAUGGCGCAGAGGGUGAGGGAGAUGGUGGCGGUGGACAGGGCAGUCGUGUCAAACCUCUUGUCCUCACCUGCGUGGCAAUAAAUAUUAGUGCGUGCCAGAACACCUGCACUAUU
Messenger RNA from Scylla paramamosain (green mud crab), 6883 nucleotides. RefSeq lists its product as uncharacterized. The transcript has 5 exons. Bases 1081 to 2376 code for a protein of 431 amino acids. Lineage: Eukaryota; Metazoa; Arthropoda; Malacostraca; Decapoda; Portunidae. The record is from RefSeq and is a predicted model, not a curated record.